This is a messenger RNA of Peromyscus eremicus (cactus mouse), 3313 nucleotides long. RefSeq names its product EGF like repeats and discoidin domains 3 (gene Edil3). The coding region runs from base 74 to 1516 and encodes 480 amino acids. The record is from RefSeq and is a predicted model, not a curated record. The transcript has 11 exons. NCBI's taxonomy places the organism in Eukaryota, Metazoa, Chordata, Mammalia, Rodentia, Cricetidae. Gene Ontology annotation, molecular function: calcium ion binding.
CAGGGCCACCUCGCCGACAGUGCCCUCCGCUGCGACCCCGGACCUGCCCGGGUCACGUCUGCGAAACGGAAUCAUGAAGCGCUUGGUAGCUGCCUGGCUUCUGGUUGGACUCAGCCUCGGUGUGCCUCAGUUCGGCAAAGGUGACAUUUGCAAUCCCAAUCCAUGUGAAAAUGGUGGCAUCUGUCUGUCGGGAUUGGCUGAUGAUUCCUUUUCCUGUGAGUGUCCAGACGGCUUCACAGAUCCCAACUGCUCUAGUGUUGUGGAGGUUGCAUCAGAUGAAGAAGAGCCUACUUCAACAGGUCCCUGUGUCCCCAACCCAUGCCACAACGGAGGAACCUGUGAGAUAAGCGAAGCAUAUCGAGGAGACACAUUCAUAGGCUAUGUGUGUAAAUGUCCCCGGGGGUUUAAUGGGAUUCACUGUCAGCACAAUAUAAAUGAAUGUGAAGCUGAGCCUUGUAGAAAUGGUGGGAUAUGUACAGACCUCGUUGCUAACUACUCCUGCGAAUGCCCAGGAGAAUAUAUGGGAAGAAACUGUCAACAUAAAUGCUCCGGACCAUUGGGAAUCGAAGGCGGGAUCAUAUCCAAUCAGCAGAUCACAGCGUCGUCUACCCACCGAGCUCUCUUUGGACUCCAGAAGUGGUAUCCCUACUAUGCUCGGCUGAAUAAGAAGGGACUGAUAAACGCCUGGACAGCUGCUGAGAAUGACAGGUGGCCGUGGAUUCAGAUAAAUUUGCAAAGAAAAAUGAGAGUUACUGGUGUUAUUACCCAAGGAGCCAAAAGGAUUGGCAGCCCAGAGUACAUAAAAUCCUACAAAAUCGCCUACAGUAACGAUGGGAAGACCUGGACCAUGUACAAAGUGAAAGGCACCAAUGAAGACAUGGUGUUCCGUGGAAAUGUUGAUAACAACACCCCCUAUGCUAACUCUUUCACACCCCCAAUCAAAGCUCAAUAUGUCAGACUCUAUCCCCAAAUUUGUCGAAGGCACUGUACAUUAAGAAUGGAGCUUCUUGGCUGUGAGCUUUCAGGCUGUUCAGAACCUCUGGGGAUGAAAUCAGGGCAUAUCCAAGACUACCAGAUCACAGCCUCCAGCGUCUUCAGAACACUCAACAUGGACAUGUUCACCUGGGAACCACGGAAAGCCCGGCUGGACAAACAAGGCAAAGUAAAUGCUUGGACAUCUGGCCACAACGACCAGUCACAGUGGUUACAGAUUGACCUUCUUGUCCCUACCAAAGUGACCGGCAUCAUCACACAAGGCGCUAAGGAUUUUGGUCACGUGCAGUUUGUGGGUUCAUACAAACUAGCCUACAGCGAUGAUGGGGAGCACUGGACUGUGUACCAGGAUGAGAAACAGAGAAAAGAUAAGGUUUUUCAAGGCAAUUUUGACAACGACACUCACAGGAAAAACGUCAUCGACCCUCCCAUUUACGCUCGACACAUAAGGAUCCUUCCUUGGUCCUGGUAUGGAAGGAUCACUCUGCGGUCAGAGCUGCUGGGCUGCACAGAGGAAGAAUGAAGGGACUCCACAUCCCAUCAUGCUUUUCUUUAUUUCCCGACAAGUAUCUCCAUGAAAUGAACUGUGCAAAGUCUGAUGGAAACUGAAUGGGUUCUCUUUUUCUCGUGAAAAAGUGUUCAAAUUUAUGGUAGGCUACUAACUGUCUUUUAAGGGGGUCUAAGCCUGCCUUUUCAAUAACUUAAUUUUGUUUUAUUGCACAACUCUCUUAAGUCACAUCACCCUCUCUGUGAAUUACUGUCCUUGUUCUCUGAAUUAUGUACAUUGGCUGAAGUAUAGUAGGCAAAGCAAGGCCUCCUUUUACAGCAAAGUUAAAGAAACUCAUAGUUAUCAGAUGAAAGAGUUAGGAGAGAUUUCAUGGUUACUGUUCAACCAACACUUAUAAAACAUUCAAUUUUAGCAAUAAGGAUUUUUUCCUGUAACGAAUUGGAUUAUCUGGAUGGUUUCCCUGUGCCUAACACUGUUAGUGUUUAUUACAGAGAUUUGGAGAAGACUAUAUGAUAUGCAGUACCAAUCAAUAUAACAAUUCUAUUUUUAUUUUCUUUACUUCUAAUAAAAAAGGAAGUUCUUUAUGUUCAAGUUUAUAUUAUUUAUAUGUGACAUAAAUAGGCUAUUAUUUUUCUCAUUGAAUUUUCCCCCUGUAUUUAACUGGAAGUGUUGUGUUUAUUCACGUACAUGGAGCAUCUAUUAAUAUACAUUGAACAUGAUUGGUUAUCAGUAAAUGGGUCUAUAUUUAAUAUGAGUACAUUUAACCUGAAUUUUCAUGUUUGAAGGAAGCCUUAUCUCAUUCCCUAAGGCUUCCUUUUCUGAGACUCCCUUAUCAUUUAGUGAAAAAGAACAAAACUAUCAUGACCCUGGAAUUUAAAUCUUCAUUUCUUUGAAAGAAUAGAAUCAUUCUCUAUAUAUUGAAGAUAUUGUACAUGAGCCUCGUGCUGCCCAGCUUGGCCAAGUGUUCUCAACAUUUCUUUGCAGAUUUCCACGUUUCCUGUGAAAACAAAAUUUCUGUGCUGUUUGAAAUCAGUGGUAGCUUCUCGAGAAAGCACAUUGCAUAAUUAUUGGUGAGAAGCAAUGCAUUUACUAAUGACAAAGUCAUAAACCAUUUUCAAGAUGAAAAUUGAUUUCUAUUUCUUUUGCUUCAAACGUCCUAGAAAAAAAAUAAACAAUUCUCAUAAUAAUUUGUUAUUGAUAAUGGCAGCAUCAUCAACAUAUGUCUCAAAUUAAAGCUCAGGCUGCCUCCAUAAAUGUCCUCCACAUCUAAUUUAUAAGCUUUACAAGUAUUUAUUACAUAAGGCCCAGACAUAGAAUUAUCGGAGUUUUAAAUGGAGCGUUCAGGAAAAGAAAGGAUGGUAUGUAAACGAAAUGCUAAAGUCCUGCAAACACUGCUGUGUCUUAUUUCCUUUUCCCUUUACUGUGUGUGCUGCCCAAGGAAAGCCACUUUUGUCGUGUUCUGUCUGUCCAUGUGAUCACAGCACCUCUCAAUGAUGUAAUUAUGGAGUGGUCUUCAAUCACAGUGAAGAACUGAAAGAGAAAGUCAAUCAGAUUGCCAUUUUAAAUGACAGCAAAUACAUUGCUCUGUGGGGGCUGUCAGGCCCAAUGUUUGCCCCAUGCCCACAUGCUUACUAUACCAGGUUUGUUAAUAAUCCUGUUGAUUUUCAGUAUAUAAAAUGCUGAACACUUACCAACAUUUUCCAAAAACAAAAGUGCUAUGUCCUGAAUACUGUUGUCCUAAAUAAUGUUUAAAAUUAUCAACAUAGAAUGUUUAAAAUAGUAUUUUAAAUUAAAAUAGCAGUACAUAGAAUU